Messenger RNA from Suillus paluster, 387 nucleotides. RefSeq lists its product as uncharacterized. NCBI's taxonomy places the organism in Eukaryota, Fungi, Basidiomycota, Agaricomycetes, Boletales, Suillaceae. The transcript has 3 exons. The record is from RefSeq and is a predicted model, not a curated record. The coding region runs from base 1 to 387 and encodes 128 amino acids.
AUGCGCAAAUGGUGGAAAUGGGUUCUUGUCCAUGAUCUCAUACAUUCUCUUUUCUCUUUACUUCCAGAGCCUGACGAAAAUGACUGCGACUCAAUUGAACUUCUUGAAUCAUGUUUGAAAGGAUGUGUAAUAUAUCCCCAUCAUUCCAAGGAUAUCAGGCUUCAGACACUCGAUCCUAUGCUAUAUGGUCUUGUCCUGCAGUUCCUGCAGGAUGAGUGGGGAGAGCUAGGGUUUGUAAUCCACGCUGAUGUUGUUCUGGCAGAUCAUGGUACCUGCUUCACGGGCUAUGUUAAAUCUUACUCACAUGUGUUUGUUGAAGCCCUGCACUAUGGAGCAGCAACACAACCCCGCAGAAAAUCAGCUCGAUAUGCCUACUUCAACGGUUGA